Molecule: messenger RNA, 1413 nt
Organism: Theobroma cacao (cacao)
Lineage: Eukaryota; Viridiplantae; Streptophyta; Magnoliopsida; Malvales; Malvaceae
Product: SNARE associated Golgi protein family
Cellular component (GO): membrane
Source: RefSeq, a predicted model, not a curated record
UUAAAUUACCCUCAACCAAACAAAAUAAUGAUAAAAAAACGAUGCUUCCUACACUCUUGCAAAGCCUAUCCGAAAUCCAUAUCAAUUUUAACGUUUUCAAUACCCAAAAAUCCCAAAAAACAAUUGAAAUAGAAGCAAUCAGACAAAAACCCAGAAAUCCUUGACUGUUUGUUAGGCUAAAACCGCCAAGGCAAAACCUAAAGGAAAGCUAAAUAGAUUGUAGUACAUUUUUGUUGUUUCUUCUAACAUUUUAAAAUCUGGCAACCAUAGAAGGAUUGAGGGCGCGUUCAUCGUUGAAACAAGCGAUCUUUGAUAUUAACAAUCACGACGAAGAGUGUAGGCCUUGGCGUCGUAGGUUGUCAAUGGCUUUCACCUGGGGCUCUGCUCUCAGGAUCACUCUUCUUCUUCUUCUUGUAACUGCCGUUAUUUUUGCUUGUUUCACCCUCCCUGUUGAAAAGAUUCUGAAGGAUUUUUUGUUAUGGGUUGAUAAGGACCUUGGACCCUGGGGUCCCCUUGUCCUGGCUGUUGCUUACAUUCCUUUGACAGUCUUGGCAGUUCCAGCUUCAGUGCUUACUCUUGGUGGUGGUUAUCUUUUUGGAUUGCCUGUGGGCUUCGUUGCGGAUUCUAUUGGUGCAACUGUUGGUGCAGGAGCAGCAUUCCUUCUAGGCAGAACAAUUGGGAGAUCAUUUGUAGUUUCUAAGUUGAAAGAUUAUCCUCAGUUCCGGUCAGUAGCAAUUGCAAUACGGAGAUCUGGCUUUAAGAUUGUUUUGCUGCUACGGCUUGUACCCUUACUUCCAUUCAACAUGUUGAAUUAUCUGUUGUCUGUGACCCCCGUCCCGAUAGGAGAAUACAUGCUGGCCUCAUGGUUAGGGAUGAUGCCAAUAACUCUUGCUUUAGUUUAUGUUGGAACAACUCUUAAGGAUCUUUCUGAUGUGACACAUGGAUGGAGUGAGUUUUCAACUGCUCGCUGGGCAUUUCUCAUAUCAGGACUUGCUGUGUCUGUGGUUUUAAUGGUUUGUGUGACUAAAGUUGCCAAAUCAGCUCUGGAAAAAGCAUUGGCUGAAAAUGAAGAUGUAGAUAACAUUGUAGGCUCGCCACAGCUGCCCAUUGUGGGUGAACCACCUGUGGAUCUCCACCAGCCUCUUAUAAUUAAGAUAGACUCUGCUGAAGACACCCAUGAAAAAUGAAAUGAAAUUAUUUGUAAAUUCUUCCUAUACCUUCUUCAUAAGCUGUGCUUCACAUUACGUGGGCGGUUGGUGCUUCUCACAUGUGAUACGUACAGAUUCCCUCAUUGACCAGUUUAGUUCUCGAUAGAAUUAGCUGAUUAUACAAUCGAGAUAUUGUUGGGAAUAUGUCAUAUGAGUGUAGUUUGCAUAUUGAAAUCAAUGAAGUAAUUGGUUUUUUCUUUUCUUU